GGCGGCGCCGCGGGGGGGGCUGGCGCCGUGGGUGCGGCCUCGAGGAGGCCGUGACGGGGCCGGGCAGGGGCGGCUGCGGCGGGCCGAGGGUACGGAGCCUCUCCGCAAGAGGCUGGCCCCAGCGCGCCGUUCUCCCGCGGGCUCGUGUCCCCCCGCGCCAGGGCAGCCCUGCAGCGCCAAGGAGCCUCAGCUCCGCUCCCUCGCAGCCCGGUCGCGGCCCCUCGCAGUGCCGGGCCCCGUGGGGGCUGCCCCGGCACAGCCCCGCCGCCGCCGGCUUGCCGCGGGCCGGCACACGAAGCGGGCUCGUGGCGUUGCAGCCGCCCUGCUGCUGCCCUGCCUUUGGUGCCGCGGCCAGGUUGGGGCCGGGCUGAACAAAUUCCCAGUGUUUCUGAGAGCUUCUCCUUGCAACCUGGUGCGCUUCCUCUUUCCUUUUCCUUUUUGAGGCCACCCCAGAUAAAAGCUCAUCUGCUGCAGAAGCGACAGCAGCUGGUCCGUGCUGUGGGUCCCGGGGACACCUCGAAGCGGAGUAAGGGAGGGAAAGGCUCAGGGCUGUGGCAGGGAGCCACAGUCACCUGCCCCCGCAGCUCCAUCGAUACACCCGGGCUCUGCUCCCAGCUGACACGGCCUGUGCCAUGGAGGGGGAGGCGGGCAGUGAGCGGAGCGUGCUGAACCUGGUGGCUGUGUUUGAAGAGUGUGGGUAAGGAGCACACGUCAGGGGCACUGCAGGUGCAUUAGGGCUCCACGUAGUGUGGGUUUUGGAAAGAAGACCCGUGGUGGAGGUGGUUUGGAGGCUGUGGGGAAAGGCGAUUGGGUAAUCUGUUCUUCUUUAGCACUCAGAUUUGCCCUGCAGCUUUCCUCGUGCUGCAGGUCAUGGAGAAAAGUCUGAAAACCUCAGCUAGGAGGUGACUGACUUUGCUGGAGGUUUCUGUGCCAGGAUCAGGUUUAGGCUCAGUACCUUUGCAGUUAGCCUGCCUGCUGAAUGUUGUUUUUCUGCUGCUUCUGGAGAAGAGGAUUUUGGUUUGCAAACAUGCAGACAGUUCUCACCCAGUGGCAAGUAUGGCUUGGGGCGGUAGGUGCGCAUGCUUCCUGCCAUAGCUCCACCAGUACACCUCCAGCUUCCUCUGCAACUCUUCUGACCAGAGCAGCUGCACGAGCUCUGGUCCAGCAGGUAGAUAGCUGGGCACUUCGCAGUCCUUGGAAAUCGGCUGCUUGAGUGUCUAGGAGGGCCUAAGCCUCAGACACCAGCUUCAGACAUCCAGUUGUUUGCAGCAGUAUGACCCCUAGGAAGGGGAACAGAAAGCAUCUUGCAAGGGAGUGUGUGUGGGGGGGCAGUGAAUGCCUUUCAGGCUGUGUGGCUGCUCUGUAAAACAGCAUCUUCACUUGAAGCAUGAGCUGGGACCUGCAGAUCACACGGGAUGACAAACAGCAUAGGCCAGAGUCAGGGCUGGUGAUGUGCCUUGCCCUAGUGAAGUGGGUCAUGUUUGUGGUCAGUGCCUCGGUUUUCCUAUCUGCUAAAUAGGGAUACCAAAUCUUGCCUUUUCUUAUAUCUGUGAGGUGCUGUCAGUGAGCCUUGGUUUUGCAGCCCUUCCUAAAGAUGGCGAGACAUAAGAUUUCCUUCUGCUCCAGGUGCUUUGCCUGCAUUGUGUGCUUUGCUUGACCUUUGUGCUCUGGAUGGCUUCAGAGUAGCAUGGUUGUUCCCAUGGUCCUACAGUCACAAUUUGUCUUGUGAUGUUGUGUUGGAACCACUUGUGGUCUUUGAUCUAUCCCCAUUUUGCUGCUGCAGUGUGUUUGUUGUUUGCAUGUGUUUGAGUUAGGGGAAAUAAAAGUAACUUUUAUCGCUUUUGGAGGAAGCUGUAGAACCUGGAAACAAGUUUUCUGGAACAGAAAACAGCUUAGCCUAAGUCAGCACAAGUCAUACUGCAAAUAGAAAGAGAGAAGUUCCCUGUUGGAUCUCAGCAGCGGAUUUAGACUGACACAGGUCUGGGAGGCACUCGGAGUGAUGGAUAAAGCAUCUCUAUCACAUGAAGGACUAUGACUGCCUCCAAGGACAGGUGUGCGUGGCUGUGGAUGCCCUCACAAGCUCACAGACACAUGCUGGUCCAUGUGGGGACAGAUCUGUCCUCCUCUUCAGAUGAGUGUCUGCUAUUGAGUCACUUCCUGUCUGCAACUUCAUGGUUUUAUGUCCAGUUUCAUCCUGCUUUUCUCCUCCUCAUUCCAUUCCUGUCUGCAGGCCACCACUGGAUGUCUUACUAGUUUCUGCCUGGAGGAAUUUACUAAACAACCAGCUCUCAGGUGACAGACAGCUCACUGCUGUCAUCUUCAAGGUGCUGCUCUGGAUUUGUCUUCCUUGUCUUUGCCAGAAAAGAGAUCAUCCUUCUGCAAAACCACAAACCUUCCUCAGGGCUGAGACCUCUUGGCUAUUUGGCUUUUAAAGCCUUGUGCCCAGGACAGCUGGUUCCCUGCUUUGGCUCCACGGCAGCAGUAGACAGAAAGCCAGAGCUGUUCCAGUGCUGCAAAUGACAGGUCUGCACUUUGGGCAUUAAACAGCUGGGAGCAAGCAAAGAUCCAGAUGUGCCAUUUGCUAGCACCAAAGCUGAAUGGCGUGGACUUGAAGUGGAAGAGGAUCCUGCUGGGAACAGGGAUGAUGCCCUUCCAUGGAUAAACAAUACAGUCAAGCUUUGUCUGACAUGAAUCCGAAGUGAUGCUGUGAGCCCAGAGAUGGAAGUGGUCUUCAUGUGGGAUUUGUCAUGUCCCUGGGGAGGAAGGUUGAAAGGAUAAAGUCUGGGAUGAUCAAGGACUGGCAUUGCCUUGAAAGUUGUUGAGUUGGUGAGAGGCAUUCAGAGGCUGUCAGGUUUCCCAAGUCAGGUCCUAGCACAAUUAGUAAAAUGAAUUUUAAACUAGAGAUCCAGACUGGAACUGGCUUGAAGAGCACCAUGCCAAGUCAAGCAUAUGGAGACAUGGGGAACAAGUUGGCAGAGACACAUCUCUGGGAAGAAACACUGAAGUGGGAGGGGAAAACGUCCAGGUGGUCUGUUGCAUCCCAGAAUUUUGGCUGGAAACCUUCGGCAAAACAUGGUGACAUGUUUGUGUGGAAUUGCAAGGAGACAUCAGGAGUGGGGAGGAGAAAAGCCUGGGGCAGGGCAGGAAACCCAGCAAAGCCUCAGAUUUCAGAUUGCUCCCACCUAGUGGUGCCUGAGAGGAAGUGAUGGGUUGUGCCAAGGAGACAUGUGACUUGUGCAAGUCUGGAAGGCUAAGAUGGCUCAUGCUGCCUGUGGAUGGGAUAAAUGGCUGAGCUGUGCUCUUGCAGAGCAGGAUGGGGAUUAACCACACCAGCAGGAGGAACCAGGAGAGGAGAGACUGGAUCGUGUCACCCUCAGACUACGUAUAGGCUUUCAGACACUGGAUUGUAUCAGCAGGGUUGUGGCAGAGCAGGGUAGCAUCAGCACUGAGGUGCUGACGUUUCCUGCCACCUUGCUUGAGGAUGGUAGCCUGAUCCUAGGCCAGCUCAGGGCAGUGCUGUGGGAAAGCCAGCCUAUGGGUUGGGAGCCGGGAGGCCUGCACUGUGCUGGGGCAGCUGAUCAUACUGGUUCCCCCCCUUGCAGGCUUGGCAAAUUCCCCUGGAGGGACCGACACUCUCUGCAUGGCCAGACUUGUCCUGUGACCAGCCAGCCCCAACAGCUUCCAGCAUCCUCAGCCAGCCAGGGCCAGAACUUCUCCCAUAUGUCUGCCAGGCACCAAGCAGAGCAAGAGAGUGAGGAGGAGGAGGAACAGCAGCAGAGGAAGGCCUCAGCAGCAGGGCAAAAAGAGCAGCAAGGUCAGAAGGGGCUUAGCUUCAAAUGCCUUCGUUCUUUCCGACACAAGAUCAGCGGGGACAACUGGAGGCGGCAGCAGGAUCCAGGCCUCGAAGCUGGCAGCAAGGAGCCAGAGGAAAAGAAAAUCGCUCUGGAGCUGCUGGAGACAGAGCAGGCUUACGUCAACCGCCUCCACCUUCUUGACCAGGUAUUCUAUACAGAGCUGAUGAAAGAAGCCAAAAAUGGGAAGACAGUCCCAGAGGAGGUGGUAAAAAUGAUCUUCUCCAACAUUUCCUCCAUCUACCAGUUCCAUGCCAAGUUCUUUCUGCCAGAGCUGCAGAAGCGCAUGGAGGAUUGGAACUCCCACCCGAGGAUCGGGGAUGUGAUCCAGAAGCUUGCACCAUUCCUGAAAAUGUACAGUGAAUAUGUGAAGAACUUCAACAAGGCUAUGGAGCUCAUAACUAUCUGGACAGAGAAGUCACUGCCCUUUCAGGAGCUCAUUGCUGACAUCCAGAAGAGGAAGGUCUGUGCUAACCUAACACUGCAGCACCAUAUGCUGGAACCAGUGCAGAGGAUCCCACGCUAUGAACUCCUCCUGAAAGACUAUGUCCAAAAACUGCCGCCUGAGUCCCCAGAUCGGCAUGAUGCAGACAAGGCCCUGGAGAUGAUUUUCAUGGUGGCCAAGCAUUCAAAUUCAGCUAUUGCCGAGAUGGAGCGGCUGCAGAACCUCUGGGAGGUCUACCAGAGACUGGGCCUUGAAGAUGACAUUGUGGAUCCCUCCAACGAGCUGAUCAAGGAGGGGCCAGUCCAAAAAAUCUCAACCCGCAACAACAGCACAUCGGAGAAGUACCUGUUCCUGUUCAACAACAUGCUGCUGUACUGCGUGCCUAAGGUCAUUCAGGUGGGCGCUGAGUUCCAGGUCCGCCUCCGCAUUGACAUGGAUGGCAUGAAGGUGCGGGAGCUGAAUGACAUGCAAUUCCCUCACACCUUCCUGGUCUCGGGAAAGCAGCGGACGCUGGAGCUGCAGGCCAGGUCUGGGGAGGAAAUGAAUGCCUGGAUCAAGGCUUUCCAGGAUGCCAUUGACAGGAAGGAGAAGAGGAGUGAGAGCUUUAAGAUGGUUGUGCGUGGGCUGGAGACAGGAAACGCCACACUCAGGACAGAAGAGCUGGGCCGCCGAGCCCCACAGUGGGUGCGGGACAACUUGGUGACCAUGUGCAUGCGCUGCAAGGAGCCCUUCAAUGCCAUCAUGCGCCGCAGACACCACUGUAGAGCUUGUGGAUACGUGGUGUGCGCUCGCUGCUCAGAACACAAGGUGAAGCUGCAGUAUGAUGGGAACCGCCUAAACCGUGUAUGUCAGGAAUGCUAUGUCUUCCUGAUGGGCCAUGUAGUGCUGGAGGACCAGGAGUGGAAGCACAAAGGCAUCCUGGAGAAAGGAGCCGCAGAGAUAUCAGGCAGGAGUCUUCUGUGCAGUUCCCUGCAGCUGCUGGACAGGAAUGGCAAGGGAGGCAUGAGGGGCUGGUUUGUUAUCCCAUGGGAUGAUCCCCUUGUGCUGUACAUUUAUGCAGCCCCCCAGGAUGUCCGAGCCCACACCUCCAUUCCGCUGCUGGGCUACCAGGUGAGGGACCUGCCACAGGGCAACGCCCGACACCUCUUCCAGCUGGAACAGUCCCAGCAGGUCUACACCUUCGUGGCCGACACAGAGGAGCUGAAACAGCGCUGGAUGAGGACCAUGGCACGCUGUGCUGCAGGGAUCAUACACCCAGGGGGGGGUGAGGAUGUGGACUCAUGCAGUGAGGCAGAAUGAAGGCAGGCCUAACUCCUGGGCUGCCUGGUGGGUCACACCUACCCACCAACACCUCCUGCUCAUAGCCAGCCUUAGGCAGAUCCCCCACCUCUCUGCACUUUAAUUUUUCACUGCAAAAAGGGCAAGGUGGGGGUAUGUUUGCCACCAUAUGGACAAGCCAAUUUCCCCUCCCCUCCCCUCCCCUCCCCUCUUCUCCAUAGGGGAUGGAGGUACCCAGGAUGUGAGGUGGGGGGAAAGCCAGGGCAUUCUGGGGAUCCCGCAGCCUGCCUGGCAUUGAUCUGCUGCGUCGUGCUGCCGCCUGAGGGCAGCAAUGCCUCAGCUUUCCUCCGAGCCUGGUGGUGGGAUGUUGGAGGGGCUAUGCCUGUGUUUGUGAAAGCAUCUAUGGAACUGGAACCGCUGCCAUAAAUCCUUCCUCUUACCCCAGUGCACAG
Molecule: messenger RNA, 6026 nt
Organism: Cygnus olor (mute swan)
Lineage: Eukaryota; Metazoa; Chordata; Aves; Anseriformes; Anatidae
Gene: FGD2
Product: FYVE, RhoGEF and PH domain containing 2
Exons: 15
Coding region: 3535-5595 (686 amino acids)
Biological process (GO): filopodium assembly; cytoskeleton organization
Cellular component (GO): cytoplasm
Molecular function (GO): metal ion binding; guanyl-nucleotide exchange factor activity
Source: RefSeq, a predicted model, not a curated record